Molecule: messenger RNA, 1669 nt
Organism: Acipenser ruthenus (sterlet)
Lineage: Eukaryota; Metazoa; Chordata; Actinopteri; Acipenseriformes; Acipenseridae
Product: cellular tumor antigen p53-like
Exons: 11
Coding region: 224-1396 (390 amino acids)
Biological process (GO): apoptotic process; protein tetramerization; regulation of transcription by RNA polymerase II
Cellular component (GO): nucleus
Molecular function (GO): RNA polymerase II cis-regulatory region sequence-specific DNA binding; DNA-binding transcription factor activity, RNA polymerase II-specific; protein binding
Source: RefSeq, a predicted model, not a curated record
GUCCGGUUUAAGUCGGGGAUUCCCCAAAACGUGGAGGUCUGUCUAAAAAUCAGAGUGAAAAAAAUACAAACACAUUGUAGCAGACCAGCUCGCCUGGGCAUUUGACCCGAGUGUUUAACACGGGACAGGACUGACGGUAAGCAGCGCUUUGAAUCAGAGAUACACAGACAGUGCAGAGUGGCUUGCCUGUCACUGUGGUAACCGCACUCAUUUCCAAGACGAGAUGGCCGACCCCGUGUCUGACAGUCUGGAACCGUUGAGCCAGGAGUCCUUCCAGGAGCUGUGGAACAUUGUAGGAACCAGAGGCAAUGAAUUCUGGCAGGAAAAUGAUGAUAUAUUCCCUGAGUUGGACGGCCUGGAGACUGAUGCAAUUGGCGGCAGCAGCAGCAGCGCGGAGGUGCUGUUGGGGGGUCCCACUCUUGUGCAACAGCACCCCCUGCCUUACGUCUCGGAGACUGCGACCGCGACCACUGCCUCCACCGUCCCCUCCACCACGGACUACCCCGGGGAGCUGGGGUUCGAGCUGCGAUUCCAGCAGUCCAGCACGGCCAAGUCUGUCACCUGCACGUACUCUCCGGGCCUCAAUAAGCUGUUCUGCCAGCUCGCCAAGACCUGCCCGGUCCAGAUGCACGUGAGGGUCCCUCCUCCCCCCGGCGCCAUCGUCCGGGCCACCGCCGUCUACAAGAAAUCGGAGCACGUGGCUGAGGUGGUGAGGCGCUGCCCCCACCACGAGCGCACCCCCGAAAACAACGAAGGCCCUGUCCCGCCCGGGCAUCUGAUCCGGAUAGAGGGGAACCAGCUGGCUCAGUAUGUGGAGGACCAGCGGACCAGGAGGCAGAGCGUCCUUGUGCCUUACGAGUCGCCCCAGGUGGGCUCGGAGUGCACCACGGUGCUCUAUAACUACAUGUGCAACAGCAGCUGCAUGGGUGGGAUGAACCGUCGGCCCAUCCUCACCAUCGUAACCCUGGAGACCAGCGAUGGUCGGCUGUUGGGGCGUCGCUGUUUUGAGGUGCGCGUCUGCGCCUGUCCCGGCCGGGAUCUCAAGAGCGAAGAGGAGAACAGCCGCAAGCAGCUGGAGAAAGCUGGCAGCAAGGCCACCGCAGGGAGCACCAAGCGCAGUAUUAAGGAGGUGACCCUGCCUGCCCCCGGGUCCAGCAAGAAGAGCCGGACCGGCUCUGAAGAGGAAGUCUUCACUCUGCAGAUCCACGGCAGGGAGCGUUAUGAGAUGCUGAAACGCAUCAAUGAAAGUCUGGAGCUGAAAGACCUUGUUCCCCAGAGUGAGCAGGAGAAGUACAGAGAGAAGCUGCAUAAAAACGGCCGCAAGGAGAGGGAGGGCCUGGCACCCAAGAGAGGAAAAAAACUGCUCAUCAAGGAAGACAAGAGCGAUUCUGAUUAAACCACGCCCCUUAUGCAAAACAGGAGGUGGGGCUAAGCUCCACGGGGUGUGGCUGAGUUAAACCCCUCCCCCAACGGAAAACUGCCUCUUCUUUUUAUAUAUGUUGUUUUUUUUAUACAGCCCUCUCCUCCCCUCCCUUUUGUAACUGUAUUUGAAUUAGUUCUGUUUCAUCCGUUGUUCUGUGAGGGGUGAGAUUUUGUAACUUUUUAAUAAAAGAAACUUUUUUUUUAUGAAAUGUCUAUUCAAAUGACAAUAAAGUUACCUUGGAAACUA